Gloeophyllum trabeum ATCC 11539 is the source of this 522-nucleotide messenger RNA. RefSeq lists its product as uncharacterized. Bases 1 to 522 code for a protein of 173 amino acids. NCBI's taxonomy places the organism in Eukaryota, Fungi, Basidiomycota, Agaricomycetes, Gloeophyllales, Gloeophyllaceae. Gene Ontology annotation, molecular function: RNA binding. The transcript is spliced from 2 exons. The record is from RefSeq and is a predicted model, not a curated record.
AUGUUCAAAGCCUCCCUCCAACGCCAGCUGCGCUCUCUCACCUGUGCCUCCGCGCGCCGUUCCCUGGUGGCAGCUCGCCCGCGCUCGGCGUUCCUUUCGCAAACUCCAGCGCGGUCAUUAUCGCACACGCCUGUGGCGGCCAAGUCGUUCGGCGUGUCCGAGAACAAGGGCCAGGGCGACUCGGACCCGUCGAAGACGAUCUACCUCGGCAACCUGCCCUACCGCGCGACGGAGGAUGAUAUCCGCGAGGCGGGGCAGCAGUUCGGGCCUGUUAAGCGUGUGACCAUGGGCCGCUUCCUCGACACGGGCAAGUCGAAGGGGUACGCGCACAUCGAGUUCGAGACGCUUGACGCGGCCAAGGCGAUGAUGGACGCGCACCGCGCGGACCCGUUCUACUUCGGCGACCGCUCGGCGCGCGUGGACUUUGCGAAGCCCACGACGCCCCGCGAGGGGAGGGAUGACAAUGGACGGAGAGAGUACUCACACGGCGGGCGUAGGGAUGAUGGCUUCGGGGAUCGGUGA